Stegostoma tigrinum is the source of this 885-nucleotide messenger RNA. Its product is annotated as transgelin-3-like. Bases 149 to 784 code for a protein of 211 amino acids. Lineage: Eukaryota; Metazoa; Chordata; Chondrichthyes; Orectolobiformes; Stegostomatidae. Gene Ontology annotation, molecular function: protein binding. The transcript is spliced from 5 exons. The record is from RefSeq and is a predicted model, not a curated record.
UUCUCUUCAUUUCACUGUUUCUUCCCCCACCCCCCAACCUCAGAACAUCUAAUGGCGAUCAGAUCCCACAGCUUACACUGUCUCCCUGGUCUUUCUGACUUUCAAUUCCUGACAAACUCACUCCUGAUUGAAGGAACGACUCAUUUCCAUGUGGGUUAAAGGGACGAUGGCCAACCAGGGCCCCAAAUAUGGAUUCAGCCGGCAGGUGCAGCAGAAGAUUGACCAGAAGUACGACAGCGAGUUGGAGGGGCAGCUGGUGGAUUGGAUCAUGCUCCAGUGCAGCACCGAGGGUCCCACGGGACCGCAGCUCCAGCGGCCGCCCCCUGGCAAGGCCGCCUUCCACCAGUGGCUGAAGGACGGCUCAGUCCUAUGCCACCUCAUCAACAGCCUGAACCCGCCAGAGAGGCGCCCCAUCAAAAGGAUCCAAGUUUCUGAACGAGCCUUCACCCAGAUGGAACAGAUCUCCCAGUUCCUCAAGGCCAUGACGGACUAUGGACUCACUGCCACCGAUCUUUUCCAGACCGUGGACUUGUGGGAAGCUAAAAAUUUACCAGCUGUUCAACAGUCUCUGAUGGCGCUGGGAGGGAAAGCGAUCUCCAAGGACGAUGGAUAUUUUCAAGGUGACCCCAGCUGGUUCCCACGGAAAGCUGUGCAGAACCCUCGUGAGUUUACCGAGGAGCAGAUGCGACAGGGUCAGACCAUCAUCGGGUUGCAGAUGGGAUCGAAUCGGGGGGCGUCUCAGGCUGGGAUGACCCCCUCAGGAUUGAGCCGGCAAAUCAUGUAACGCGGGAGGCAGCCAGAAUGAUUGAUUGGCGUGGAAAUGGCUGCUGGGUCCCCACUGGGGCUGUCUGCUUCACUCAAUAAAGUCGCGGCAUGUUCAUGCUG